Plenodomus lingam JN3 is the source of this 750-nucleotide messenger RNA. RefSeq lists its product as uncharacterized. Gene Ontology annotation, biological process: carbohydrate catabolic process. Gene Ontology annotation, molecular function: cutinase activity. NCBI's taxonomy places the organism in Eukaryota, Fungi, Ascomycota, Dothideomycetes, Pleosporales, Leptosphaeriaceae. Gene Ontology annotation, cellular component: extracellular region. The record is from RefSeq and is a predicted model, not a curated record.
AUGUACACCAAAUCCCUCCUUAUUGCCGCUCUUGCUACUCUCGCAACUGCCAGUCCCCUCGAAGUUCGCCAAUAUGGUGGUGGUGGAACCAUUUUGAAAGAGUUCAGCCAGGGCGGAUGUCGAGAAAUCCUAUUUGCAUGGGCACGUGGGUCAACUGAGUUAGGCAACAUGGGUAUGACUGUUGGUCUUCCCACUUCAAACGGAUUAAAGCAAGCAUUCGGCGCCACCAAAGUUGCCACCGAAGGCAUCGACUACGCGGCGUCCAUUGGCACCAAUGGUCUACCUGGUGGCACCGACGCCAGGUCGAAGAAUCUCAUGAAAGACACCCUUACCGCCAUGGCCUCGAAAUGCCCAAACUCUGUCAUUGUCACCGGCGGUUACAGUCAAGGCGCGGCCGUCAACCACCGCGCCAUUGAAGAACUCCCCGCAGCUGUAAAGGAGCAAAUCGCCGGCGUGAUCCUCUACGGAGACACCCAGAAGCAGCAAGAUAGAAACCAGAUCCCAAACUUCCCGGCAAACAAAGUCAAGAUCAUCUGCCAGGUUGGCGAUGCGGUGUGCAGGGGUACCUUGGCCGUUUUGCCAGCCCAUUUGACCUAUGGCUCUCGUGUCGGUGAGGGUGUUCAGUUUCUGACGGCGCAGAUUCGUGCAGCUCAGGCUAUCAUCAGGGCGCGUAAUGCGAAACGGGAGGCGGAGAAGGCGGUGGCGGGUGUUUUUGAAGAGGCUAAGAGGGCUGUGGAUCUGGUUGUUUAG